Gracilinanus agilis (Agile Gracile Mouse Opossum) is the source of this 2870-nucleotide messenger RNA. Its product is annotated as cytochrome P450 4F22. The transcript is spliced from 13 exons. The record is from RefSeq and is a predicted model, not a curated record. Gene Ontology annotation, molecular function: heme binding; iron ion binding; monooxygenase activity. The coding region runs from base 26 to 1651 and encodes 541 amino acids. Gene Ontology annotation, biological process: ceramide biosynthetic process. Lineage: Eukaryota; Metazoa; Chordata; Mammalia; Didelphimorphia; Didelphidae. Gene Ontology annotation, cellular component: endoplasmic reticulum membrane.
CCGGGGGACACUGGGCUCACGCAGGAUGGUGCCCAUCACAGACCAAAUACUGAGGGUGCUGAGGCUUGAGAAGACCUCCUUCCGCACCUAUGCCAUCUCUGCUCUCCUCUUGUCCCUGCUUUUCAUCUUUUUCCGCUUCCUCGUGAAGGUCUUCCAGAUAUGCCAUAAAUUUCACAUCACCUGCCAACGAUUGCGCUGCUUCCCUCAGCCCCCUCGGAGGAGUUGGCUCUUGGGCCAUCUGGGGAUGUACCUGCCCAAUGAGUCGGGCCUCCGAGAUGAAAUGAAGGUCCUCGACAAAUUACGCCAUGUUGUCCUUGUCUGGAUAGGGCCCUUCCUGCCCCUGGUGGUCCUGGUGCAUCCCGACUACAUCAAACCCCUUCUGGGAGCUUCAGCGGCCAUUGCUCCAAAGGACAAGCUCUUCUAUGGUUUUCUGACACCCUGGCUGGGGGAUGGGCUAUUGCUGAGCAAAGGAGAAAAAUGGAGCCGCCACCGGCGCCUGUUGACUCCAGCUUUUCAUUUUGACAUCCUCAAACCUUACAUGAAGAUCUACAACCAAUGCACGGACAUCAUGCAUGCCAAGUGGCGUCGUCUGACUGCUGGGGCCACCACCUCCCUGGACAUGUUUGAGCAUGUUAGCCUCUUGACCUUGGAUAGUUUACAGAAAUGUGUUUUCAGCUAUAACAGUGACUGCCAGGAGAAGAAUUGUGACUACAUCAAUGCCAUCAUUGAGCUGAGUGCUUUGGUAGUGAAGCGCCAGUACCGUAUCCACCACCAUCUGGACUUCAUUUACUACCGGACAGCAGAUGGGCGACGCUUUAAGAAGGCUUGUGACGUUGUGCAUCGAUUCACCACCGAGGUCAUCCAGGAAAGGAGGCAGGCCCUUAACCAGCAGGGGGCAGAGGCCUGGCUCAAGUCCAAGCAAGGCAAGACUCUGGACUUCAUUGAUGUGCUAUUGCUGGCCCAGGAUGAAGAUGGGAAGCAGCUGUCAGAUGAGGACAUCCGAGCAGAAGCUGAUACCUUCAUGUUUGAGGGACAUGACACCACAUCCAGUGGCCUCUCUUGGGUGUUAUUUAACUUAGCUCGACACCCUGAAUAUCAGGAUAAGUGCCGAGAGGAGAUCCAGGAGAUCAUGAAAGGGAGGGAGACAGACGAGAUUGAGUGGGAUGAUCUGUCCCAGAUGCCCUUCAUCACCAUGUGCAUCAAGGAGAGCCUUCGCCUCUUCCCACCUGUCACCCUAAUUUCACGCCGCUGCACUGAGGACAUCAAGAUGCCUGAUGGACGUGUCAUCCCCAAAGGAACUAUUUGCCUGGUUAGCAUUUAUGGGACUCACUACAAUCCUUGUGUGUGGCCUGAUUCCAAGGUAUACAACCCCUACCGCUUUGACCCUGAUAAUCCCCAGCAGAGAUCACCCCUGGCCUUCAUCCCCUUCUCAGCUGGACCCAGAAAUUGCAUUGGUCAGAGUUUUGCCAUGUCUGAGAUGAAGGUGGUUGUUGCCUUGACCUUACUUCGGUUCCGACUCACAGUGGACAAGACCAAGAAGGUGCGUCGGAAGCCUGAAUUGAUCCUGAGGACCGAGCAUGGGAUUUGGCUAAAUGUGGAGCCAUUGUCUGGCCAGACUACAGCGACUCCAACUGCCCAGCCACAGCAAUGAACCCAAUUUCAGGGUAGAGACUAGAGGGUGUGGGGUACAACCAUGGGGAGAUGAGGGCCCGAAGUCCUGCGGUCUGGAGCUGUGUCAAUCCCUCCCUUCCCCUGCUAUUUCUCUCUCCAUGUGCUGGGGGCAGAGGUCUGGUAACCUGGGCCUGGGGACACUAUCACCCUUGGACACCCAAGAUUACCCCCUUUGCCUUCCCUCUUGCUCCCUGGAGCCAAUCUGGAGAGAACAACCUCAGGGGUUGUUAGAAGUGGGGACCAGGGACGGGGUAGCAGCUUCCAACUACUCUGUUUUUUGUGGAGGCUGUUCUCCUCCCUCUUGUCUGUUGGGUUUGCUCUCUGGGAGCGGAUUGGACUUCCUCAGUUAUAGGAUCAUUUGCUGUUUUCAUUUUUAUUCUGUUUUUUUAAGACAAAAGAAAAAAAGAAAGAAAAAAAGAAAAUCAAAAGCUUUCAUGAUGAAUGUGGUUUUCCAGAUCUGCCUGUACAUUUCUGAAAUCAUGUGAUUCUGUUUAAUAAAACCAGUAGGAUGUCAGGAUCUAUCCACCUUGGUUCUAUCUACUCCCUCUGACAUUGGCAGUUGGGAAAACAAUGGAGCUGGUUACAAGUCUAUAAUCCCUGCUAGUGGGAAGAUUGAGGCUGACAGAUCUCUUGAACUCAGGAGUUCUGAGCUCUAAGUGGGCUAAACCAAUCAGGGGCUGGCAGAAAGUUUGCCACAGGUCCAGUAGCCCCUGGAAAUAGAGGCAAUACCAGAUUGCCCAAGUAGAGGCAAAUAAGCCCAGGUCAGAAAAUGGAGUAAGCCAAAGCACCUACGGAGACUAGAGAGGUUGGUGGAUAACACUCGUACUUCUAGCUUGGGCAAGGCUGAAAGAAAGAAAGGAGGAAAGAAGAAAGAAAGAAGAAAAAAAGAGAAAAAGGGAAACUGAGAAUUGGGGGAUUAGAGGAAGAAGAAAACUUUGAACUAGAUUCAGUAGAUAAGGAUAUGACAUCACAGAUACAAAGGCACUAAACACACACACACAUACACACAAAACAGUAAUUUCUCAAUAGAUAAGCAGACAAAGGAUCUGAAUAAAGAGUUUUCAAAAGCAGAAAUGCAAACUAUCCACAACUAUAGAAAGACUGCUUCAGAUCACGAAUAAUAAGAGAAAUGCAAAUCAAAAUAACUCUGAGGUUUCAGCUCACACCCAGAAAACUGGGAAAGAUGACUAAAGACAAAG